Pyricularia pennisetigena is the source of this 2577-nucleotide messenger RNA. RefSeq lists its product as uncharacterized. The record is from RefSeq and is a predicted model, not a curated record. The transcript has 3 exons. Lineage: Eukaryota; Fungi; Ascomycota; Sordariomycetes; Magnaporthales; Pyriculariaceae. Gene Ontology annotation, molecular function: zinc ion binding. The coding region runs from base 1 to 2577 and encodes 858 amino acids.
AUGGCUUCGUCUUCGUCGUCGGGUCCCGACACGAUCAUCAACCUCAAGGUCAGCCUCGAUGGAGUUGUCAAGAAGGUGAAACUUCCGCUGCGUGACCUCGCUGCGAGCACGCUGGCAAACAAGCUGCACGAGACCCUUUCCCUUCACCCCGACAACACGUAUCUCAUCGAGCGCUAUUCCGACUCGGCGGCAUCUUACGUGGUGCUCGAUCCCGCCUAUCCCGCCGUCUUCAAGCAGCUGUACCGCGCCGCCAAGGCUAAGCACAAGCUCAAGCUGAGGAUUACUACCCUUAACAAGGACACUGUUGCCGAGAAGAAGGAUGAACCAUCACCUCCUCCUCGCCCUGCCCGCUCAGUAACUGUUGAGGAUGUACCCGAGGCCGUGCCACAGCCAACGACCACACCUCCUGCACCCAAGCCCGCUGAGGUCAUGGCUUCGUCUAUCGAGAAGACUGUCUGCGACUACAAGGCAUUCAUGGGUGGUCAAGGAGAGCCGAUCACCGUCUCGGAGCCCUACCUGGACCCUCUUGAAGCCUUGGCCCGCAAGAUCAAAGCGGUUGAGAUGAACCUGGCAAAGGCCGCCGAUAUCCCGACACCCCCGCCGCCUCCGAAGCCCACGGCGCUGUCACGGCUCUCCAACUCCCGCAUGCCAUUUGCAGUCUACUGCAACAGCUGCGACAAGACGAUUCCCGAUGUUCACUACCACUGCUCUACCUGCGAUGAGGGUGACUUUGAUCUCUGCCAAGCUUGCAUUGACGUGGGCAUUUCAUGCCACGGGGAGGGCCACUGGCUCAUCAAGCGUAUGAUUCGGGAUGGUGCUAUUGUCACCAGCACCACCGAGCGCAAGGCUCCUAAGGCCCCGACUGAAAGCAACAAGUCGGCUCCUCGUUCUCCCAAGGCCCCCUUAUCCCAGGCAGUGCAGACUUGCCCCGCAGUCCCAGAGAGGAAGCAUGUGCCUACUUGUCCUGCUGCUACCAACCCUGCUCCGCGGGUUGUGCCUCUUUUCCGCAAUUACCUAUACCAAAACGCCCGGACUUGCAACAAUUGUGUGCAGGAGUUCCCUGAGGCCGAGUUCCUCCACUGCACUACCUGUGCCGACUUUGACCUGUGCAAGCCAUGCUUCAUCAAGGAUGCUCACGGUCACCACCCUCGUCACGGCUUCACCCCGGCUGUUGAAGGUACCGUAACCGACAGUGAGGUCUCUUGCCGCUUGGCUCCUGGCCGCAAUGAGAAGCACAAUGCCAUCUGUGACGGAUGUGACAAGUACAUCAACGGAAUCCGCCACAAGUGCCUUGACUGUCCCGACUGGGACUACUGCUCAGGCUGCGUGGUCAACGCUGGCUUUGUUCACCCGAACCACCGCUUUGUGCCUAUCUACGAGCCUCUGCGUGAUGUAACUGCUCGCACAGCUAACUUGCCGGUCCACUUUGGCAUUCACUGUGAUGGACCUCUCUGCCAGGCGGGAACACCCCGUUUUAUUGUUGGUGAUAGGUACAAGUGUGCCGUCUGCCAUGAUACCGACUUUUGCGAGAGGUGCGAGGCCAGCCCUGCCUCGACUCACAACAAGACGCAUCCCUUGAUCAAGUUCAAGACCCCGGUUCGCAAUGUUAACGUCACAACGACCGGAGAGCAUGAGAAUGGGACCAAACUCCCCCAGAUGGGAGACCGCCCACGCCACACGCCGCAGCCAGCCGAGUCCAAGGUAACCAACCCGAUCAUUGCCCCCUCGACUGUCAGGACCGUGGUGAACGUGCAGCCUGCUCCUCCUGUCACUAUCUCCACCCAACCGCAGGUGCAAAAGACCCCCACGCCCCCUGUGUCGCAGCCCCCGCCCGCCUCGCGAGAGUAUUGUGCGGUGUAUGAGAGCGACACUAUCGCCGAUGGCACUGUCAUGGAGCCCAACCACAUCUUUGAGCAGACAUGGGUUCUGCGGAACGCAGGCAGGCACCCCUGGCCCGCUGGAUGCCGUCUCAAGUACAUUGGUGGUGACUACAUGGGCCACGUCGACUCCAAGCGCCCUGCUGCCGUACCUGAGCUGAUUUCUGCAUCUGAGUCGACUGUCUGCUACGCGCCUCUGGCUCCUGGGCAGAAGUUCUCUUUCACAGUCCUUCUGCGUACUCCUCCAAGGGACGGCAAGGUCAUCUCCUACUGGCGACUUACGACCCCUGAGGGUCUGAAGUUCGGCCACCGUCUGUGGUGUGAUGUUGAGGUUAAGACCCCCGCCCCUGUCGAGGACAUCAAGCGGGAGGCCUCUGCCGUCAAGGAGGAGCCCAAGGAGGAAGCCAAGGAGGAGGUCGAGGAGGAUAAGGCGGAGGAACCGACCAGGGAGGAGAAGAAGCUCAAGGGCAGCCAAAUGAUUUUCCCCAAGCUUGAAAAGGAGUCGCCCGUCGCUAGCAUCCACCAGGAUUCUCUGUCCGCGACACAGUCGGCACCAUCUGAGGUUGACAACCACGCUGACGAUUUCGAGGAUUGCAAUGAUGACGAGUGGUCUGAGGAGGGCUUCAUGACCGACGAGGAAUACGACAUUCUUGAUGCCUCUGAUGAGGAGUUUGUUGACGAGAAGUCGAACAAGAAAUGA